Messenger RNA from Penaeus monodon (black tiger shrimp), 1380 nucleotides. RefSeq names its product collagen alpha-1(VIII) chain-like. The coding region runs from base 1 to 1380 and encodes 459 amino acids. NCBI's taxonomy places the organism in Eukaryota, Metazoa, Arthropoda, Malacostraca, Decapoda, Penaeidae. The record is from RefSeq and is a predicted model, not a curated record. Gene Ontology annotation, cellular component: basement membrane. The transcript has 3 exons.
AUGUGUCCUACUAGUUAUCCCUAUGGAUCAGAAACAGGGACUAAACCAAAUAUGGAGAGCGGUCUACCUGGCCCGCUUGGCCUGCCUGGCCCGCUUGGCCUGCCUGGCCCGCUGGGUCUGCCUGGCUCGCUUGGCCUGCCUGGCCCGCUGGGCCUGCCUGGCCCGCUUGGCCUGCCUGGCCCGCUUGGUCUGCCUGGCCCGCUUGGCCUGCCUGGCCCGCUUGGCCUGCCUGGCCCGCUGGGUCUGCCUGGUCCGCUUGGCCUGCCUGGCCCGCUUGGCCUGCCUGGCCCGCUGGGUCUGCCUGGCCCGCUUGGCCUGCCUGGCCCGCUGGGUCUGCCUGGCCCGCUUGGCCUGCCUGGCCCGCUUGGCCUGCCUGGCCCGCUUGGCCUGCCUGGCCCGCUUGGCCUGCCUGGCCCGCUUGGCCUGCCUGGCCCGCUUGGCCUGCCUGGCCCGCUUGGCCUGCCUGGCCCGCUGGGUCUGCCUGGCCCGCUUGGUCUGCCUGGCCCGCUUGGCCUGCCUGGCCCGCUUGGUCUGCCUGGCCCGCUUGGCCUGCCUGGCCCGAUUGCCCUGCCUGGCCCGCUGGGUCUGCCUGGCCCGCUUGGCCUGCCUGGCCCGCUUGGCCUGCCUGGCCCGCUUGGCCUGCCUGGCCCGCUGGGUCUGCCUGGCCCGCUGGGUCUGCCUGGCCCGCUUGGCCUGCCUGGCCCGCUUGGCCUGCCUGGCCCGCCAGGUCUGCCUGGCCCGCUGGGUCUGCCUGGCCCGCUUGGCCUGCCUGGCCCGCUGGGUCUGCCUGGCCCGCUUGGCCUGCCUGGCCCGCUUAGUCUGCCCGGCCCGCUGGGUCUGCCUGGCCCGCUGGGUCUGCCUGGCCCGCUUGGCCUGCCUGGCCCGCUUGGCCUGCCUGGCCCGCUUGGCCUGCCUGGCCCGCUGGGCCUGCCUGGCCCGCUGGGCCUGCCUGGCCCGCUGGGUCUGCCUGGCCCGCUGGGUCUGCCUGGCCCGCUUGGCCUGCCUGGCCCGCUUGGCCUGCCCGGCCCGCUGGGUCUGCCUGGCCCGCUGGGUCUGCCUGGCCCGCUUGGCCUGCCUGGCCCGCUUGGUCUGCCUGGCCCGCUUGGUCUGCCUGGCCCGCUUGGCCUGCCUGGCCCGCUGGGUCUGCCUGGCCCGCUUGGCCUGCCUGGCUCGCUUGGUCUGCCUGGCCCGCUUGGCCUGCCUGGCCCGUUUUUCUACCGGACUUGCUUGUACUUUGAGGCCGAGUUGGAUGGUCUGAGAGGACCGGUUAGGAGGGUCGAUGGAAGGCAGUUUUGUCCUAAUUCCGGAUUUAAGAAGCUGUUUCCCCUCCAAGAAGAAUCUGAAUUCAAGAUGAUUCCUGAUGGCGAUUCCGGAUUUUAG